This is a messenger RNA of Lachancea nothofagi CBS 11611, 2634 nucleotides long. The record is from the annotation of a GenBank genome assembly. Lineage: Eukaryota; Fungi; Ascomycota; Saccharomycetes; Saccharomycetales; Saccharomycetaceae.
AUGACAUUUAAUUGCAGCUCUCAAGCUUUUAAGAACAUCGAUCUCAUCGCAAAGACCAUCAAAUACACAGGACAUGUCAAGAUGGCCAAAUUAAGCGAAGAGUACUUUGAUUUGGUACGACAAGCAGUACGAGAAGAUAAUCACAAACCCAAGCGUAAAAAACGUAAACUUCCAAAGUAUGAGGAACUACAGAAUGCGCCAGGGCCAGCCAGUAUCGUUGUAACUUUAGAUUCCGAUGGUUCCGAUAACGAAACACAGCAGAAAGACGAAACACGAGAGCAAGACGAUCUUACGCAGGAAGAAGACGAAGACUUCAACUCCGACGAUUUUGAAGACAUUUCGGACUUAGAGGAGUCGGGACAGCCAGUAUCCAAAGACAUUUCUGUGACGCUAGACACUAGGAAAGCCGAACCCAAGUCUAAGUCGAAGGCCAAGAACGUCAUAUCCAAUGAUGAGCGGAAGUUCCGCAGGUAUUUCCACAUGCUACAUUUGCUCACGCUUAUGGUUCAUGGCUUUACUCGCAACAACUGGCUGAACGACCCUAAACUACACAAGAAACUAUCCAAGCUAGUACCCGACGACGUUUUUGAACUGCUACAUCCGAAAAAGGACGACGAACUACCGCUGAGAAGCACGCGCAAAUUGCUGGAUGGAUUGAAAAAAUGCAUGGAGAUCUGGUGGAAGCACUUUGACCAGAUUACGAGAGUAGAGACUCGUGGUCUCUACAUGAUGGGCUGGGACGAACUCGAUGGUCCUUGGGAACAGCCGGCUCGGUACAUGUCCCAGAAACUGUUCAACAAAAAGGUAGCGCUCGGAAAAGGCAGUUUGGAGGUAGGAGCUCAAGGUUUCGUGGCAAUGUUGAGGGCUUGUGGGGUCAAUGCGCGGUUAGUCUUGAAUGCUCAACCGCCAGACUUUACAAACAACAAAAUAGUCGGCCAAAGUGAUGCAAAGAAACCCGGUGAAUACCUGGUAGAUCCAGCAAAUAAACAGGCCACACGAAGACGGUGGAAAUCAAAAUCCAAGCAAGUGGAAUUAGAUCAAGAUAGGUAUUCGAUUUUUUGGUGUGAGGUUUGGGAUAAAAUAUCAAAAAAAUGGAUUACAGUGGAUCCGAUGGGUCAAAAAACCAUUGAGCAGAUCCGUUACAAAACCGCUCUGGAGCCUCAAGGUAAAGCUAGGCAAAACAACGUUUUCAGAUACAUCAUUGCUUAUGACCGUAAGCAAGGUUGUAGAGAUGUUACUAGAAGAUAUACAAUCAAUUUCAAUUCGAAGACACGGAAAAGGCGAGUCACCAAGGACUCGGACGGAGAACAGUGGUACAAUAAGGUUUUGCAGCGGUUACAAGGUCGGAAAAGAACUCGCACUGAUGAUUUAGAAGAUUCUUAUUUCAGACAGCGAGAUGAGAGCGAGGGUAUUCCGGAUAACAUGCAAGACCUUAAAAGUCACCCAUUCUAUGUUCUAGAAAACGAUCUGAAAUGGAACGAAGUCCUAAAAACUGGAUGCAAGCAGUGCGGGUUUUUGAGGACCAAAAAUAACAGUGCAAGCUUGAAGGUAUUCCGGAGAGAAGACAUAUUGGUUCUUAAAACUGCAAGAGCAUGGUACACAGAGGGACGUGUGUUAAAGCCAGGUGCCAAAGCCUUAAAAACUACAAAAUCGCGCGAUUUCAAGACCGGUGAAGCGACGGAGGAAAGACUUUAUCCUAUAGAUCAAACGGAUUUGCUUAUACCGAAACCCCUAGGGCCAAACAAGGAAGUUCCCACCAACGUUUAUGGAAACAUUGACAUCUAUACUAAUAGCAUGAUUCCAGAGGGGGCUUGUCUUAUCGAAAGCCCCGUGGCAGUUAAGGCAGCUGCAUUUCUCAGGGUUGAGUUUGCCAAAGCAGUGACUGGAUUUAAAUUCGAAAAGAAAAGAAUCGUCAAACCACAGAUAACUGGGAUUGUCGCCGCCCAGGAAUAUCGAGAAGCUAUUGAGCUUAUGAUUGAUGGGAUCGAGUACUCGAAUGAGGAGGACAAGAGGCAGGAGAUUGAACUGGAAUCAUUGCAGCACUGGAAUUUAAUGCUUGCUAAACUGAGAAUCAAGCAAAGGCUAAUUUCGAGCCAUGGAAAAGUAACUGGUACUCAAACAACCGCUUGGGGCGAUGAUGAUACGUCGGUAAUAGGUAAUGGUAGUGAAAAUGACAUCGAAGAAGAAGAAGAAGACGACGGAGGUUUCGAGGCAGGUGGUUUUCUGCCGGACGCGGCCGGCUAUGUUCCCGAAACAGCAGGUCUUGGUCCUAAGUCAAAGCUGGGUGAGAAAAAUGACGAUGAUUUAAAUUCGCAGGCUGGUGGUUUUGAGCCGCAAGCUGAUGACUUCGAAUCUCAAAUUAGUGGUCUUGAAUCGCAACCUGGUGGUUUCGAGCUGCAAGCCAAUGAGUUCGAAUCGCAAGCUGGCGAUUUCGACUCCGACACCAUAAUGACGGGAACACCAGCCGAAGACAUUAGCACUUCAAACAAGAAUUCUUCGGAGGCCCCGCCAAAGGAAAAGACAGUGGAUGAGUUUGAUGACUACGAAGACUUUAUGAAAAACAUGGUAAAUGAAGAAAGCGAGCCCGGAAGUUCGACCAAUACUGACUCCGAUUUUAAUUACGAAUCUGAAUAA